Argentina anserina (silverweed cinquefoil) is the source of this 2435-nucleotide messenger RNA. RefSeq names its product beta-amyrin synthase-like. NCBI's taxonomy places the organism in Eukaryota, Viridiplantae, Streptophyta, Magnoliopsida, Rosales, Rosaceae. Bases 15 to 2312 code for a protein of 765 amino acids. The transcript is spliced from 16 exons. Gene Ontology annotation, cellular component: lipid droplet. The record is from RefSeq and is a predicted model, not a curated record. Gene Ontology annotation, molecular function: beta-amyrin synthase activity. Gene Ontology annotation, biological process: triterpenoid biosynthetic process.
CUAGCAAUAUUAACAUGUGGAAGCUUAAGGUUGCAGAAGGUGGAGAAAGUAAUUUCUCGGGUUACCUUCACAGCACAAACAACUUUGUGGGAAGGCAAACUUGGGAGUUUGAUCCUAAUGCAGGAACUGCUGAAGAGAGAGCAGAGGUUGAAGCAGCUCGUCUUCAUUUCUACAACAAACGCCAUCAGGUUAAGCCUAGUGGUGAUCUUCUUUGGAGAUUGCAGUUCCUAAGAGAGAAGAACUUCAAUCAAACAAUCCCUUCGGUUACAGUUCAAGAUGGCGAGGUUAUCACACAUGAAAAGACCACAGAUGCACUGAGAAGGUCUGUCCACUUCUUCUCAGCUUUGCAGGCAAGCGAUGGCCAUUGGCCUGCGGAAAAUGCAGGCCCUUUGUUCUUCCUUCCUCCUCUGGUCAUGGUUAUGUACAUUACAGGACAUCUUAACAGUGUAUUCUCAAAUGAGCAUCGUAAAGAAAUUUUGCGUUACAUAUACUAUCAUCAGAAUGAAGAUGGUGGGUGGGGACUACAUAUUGAAGGUCACAGCAUUAUGUUCACCACAGCUCUCAGCUACAUUUGUAUGCGUAUUCUCGGAGAAGGACCUGAUGAUGGUGGCCAAGACAAAGCUUGUCCAAGAGCAAGAAAGUGGAUUCUUGAUCAUGGUGGUGUCACGCACAUACCCUCUUGGGGAAAAACCUGGCUUUCGAUACUUGGUUUGUUUGAUUGGUCUGGAAGCAACCCUAUGCCCCCAGAGUUUUGGAUUCUUCCUUCAUUUCUUCCUAUGCAUCCAGCAAAAAUUUGGUGUUACUGUAGGAUGGUUUACAUGCCAAUGUCAUACCUUUACGGAAGAAGGUUCGUUGGCCCAGUUACACCUCUCAUUCUUGAAUUGAGGGAUGAACUCUUUUUACAACCUUACAAUGAAAUCAAUUGGAAGAAAGUACGUCACCUAUGUGCCAAAGAGGAUAUCUACUACCCUCAUCCUUGGAUACAGGACCUCCUUUGGGAUAGCUUCUACAUCUGCACAGAGCCUCUUCUUACUAGUUGGCCCUUCAACCAGUUGAUCAGAGAAAAGGCUCUUCAAUUGACGAUGAGGCAUAUUCAUUACGAAGAUGAGAACAGCCGAUACAUUACCAUGGGGUGUGUGGAAAAGGUGUUAUGUAUGCUCGCCUGUUGGGCUGAAGAUCCAAAUGGGGACUAUUUCAAGAAGCAUCUCGCAAGGAUCCCUGAUUAUUUAUGGGUUGCUGAAGAUGGGAUGAAGAUGCAAAGUUUUGGAAGUCAAGAGUGGGAUACUAGUUUUGCCAUUCAAGCGUUGAUUGCUAGCAAUCUCACGGAUGAAAUUGGACCAACACUCGCUAGCGGACAUGACUUCAUAAAGAAAUCCCAGGUCAAGAACAACCCAUCUGGUGACUUCAAAAGCAUGUAUCGCCACAUCUCUAAAGGAUCGUGGACUUUCUCCGAUCAAGAUCAUGGUUGGCAAGUUUCUGAUUGCACUGCAGAAGGUUUAAAGUGUUGCCUUCUGUUAUCGGUGAUGCCAUCGGAGAUAGUUGGUGAAAAAAUGGAAACCGAGUGCUUGUAUGAUUCUGUCAAUGUUCUACUUUCCCUACAGAGCACGAAUGGUGGUUUUCCAGCCUGGGAACCAGCAGGAGCAGCAGAGUGGCUAGAACUGCUAAAUCCAACAGAAAUCAUGGCGGACAUUAUGAUUGAGCAUGAACAUGUUGAGUGCACUUCAGCAGCAAUCCAAGCUUUAGUUUUGUUUAAGAAGCUAUACCCUGGGCACAGGAAGGAAGAGGUCGAACGUUCUAUCUCCAAUGCCACACAGUAUCUUGAAAACACACAAAUGCCUGAUGGGUCAUGGUAUGGAGAGUGGGGAAUUUGCUUCACAUAUGGUACCUGGUUUGCACUAGGAGGAUUGGCAGCUGCUGGGAAAACCUACAACACUUGCACAGCCAUGCGAAAAGGAAGUAGCUUUCUACUUGCGGUGCAGAGAGAGAAUGGUGGUUGGGGAGAGAGCUUUCUUUCAUGUCCACGAAUGACAUAUAUUCAUCUAGAAGGAGACCGAUCCAAUCUAGUACAGACUGCUUGGGCUAUGAUGGGUCUCAUUCAUGCGGGACAAGCAGAAAGAGACCCGAGACCUCUUCAUCGUGCAGCAAAGUUUAUAAUCAAUUCACAACUGGAAAAUGGUGAUUUUCCCCAACAGGAAAUCACUGGAGCCUUCAAGAAGAACUGCAUGCUACAUUAUGCAGCGUAUCGGAAUAUAUUCCCACUGUGGGCUCUUGCAGAAUAUCGCAAUCGGGUUCCCUUGCCUUCCGAGUGUUGAUCUGCUCACCAUAUUAUGUAACUCCUCAAAAAUAAAGGAUCAAACAUGAUACUCUAUAGAUGAAAUUUCUUAAUUAAUAUGAAUAGAAACGGAUCCCAAUAUCUGUAGUACAGUUUUCCUACA